AGGAAAAGCUGUAGAGCUGGGGCCGGAGUGGAGCAUUUGAGCUUGAAGGUGAGCUGAGUGGUGUUAAAGUCAGAACUACAUGGAGUAGGCCGGAGGCGGAUUGGUGGUUAUGUUGCACCAAAACGGCAGCUACUCACGCCUACAUUUUUGCACACUUUCCUCCAAAACGGACUUUUCUCGGACAGGUGCUGGGCUAUUUUCUGGAGAUUUCUUUCAUCCCACUUUGGUGCGUGCGUAAACGUCAAACGGAUGGUUUAGAGUCGGUCAUAAGUAACUAUUUUUUUCUAACGUUGAAUCGUGGACGCGCGUUUGGUCAUAGGUUCUCACGCCGUUUGGAAGAUGUCUGAAAGACCUCAGAGUCCGGAGUGCCAAAUCCGGCCUUAUGACUUCAGCCGAAGCAACCCUUGCACCCAGCUUCUGGGUCAUGAGAGUUUGGGCAGCGCUGCGUCAUUCCAGCUUCCGCACGGCGUCCUGACUGACCCGAGCCUCCUCUACAACAAAUCCGCCUAUGGUGGCAUCACGCCGGCAUCCGCGCAGACUUUUUUCCCUUUCCCACCCGUCACCGGUGACUACAGGGGACCUGACAUGCAGACUGGAGAGUUUGGGCAACCCAAGCACUGGUAUCCCUUCGCUGCGCCCGAGUACACCGGCCAGGUACCCGGAGUCGCAGCAGCUACCCAGCCUACUAACCUGAGUCCCCCAAUAGCCGAGACCCGGGAGCAGAUCAAGCUACCCGAAAUAAAGACAGAGAAGGAAACCGGUGAUGACCACUCAACGGAGAUAAAAAUCCAGCAGUACCCAACACCGCCAGCCUCCGCCGCCAUGUCCCACGGAGUCUUCUACUCCCCGGCCUGGAACCCGUCCUUCUGGCCUGGGAUCACCCACAUCACUCCACCCGGGAGCAACAAUCAAAACCCCUCGACAUCCUCUGCGUCCUCGCCCUCUAUGUCCCCUUCACCCCCGAGCAACGGGCUCCCAGGGAACGCGUUUUUCAGCGUGAACUCAAACCAGCCUGCAACCGGGCCGCAGGCGCAGAACCUGGCCUCCUCCACGCGGAGCAGCGGGUCCUCCAGCGGCGGGUGCAGCGACUCAGAAGAGGAGAAUCUUUCCACAGAAGAACUAGAGCAGUUCGCCAAAGAGCUAAAACACAAACGCAUUACCUUGGGUUUCACUCAAGCUGAUGUUGGCCUUGCCCUGGGCAACCUCUAUGGUAAAAUGUUCAGCCAGACAACCAUUUGCCGCUUUGAGGCUCUGCAGCUGAGCUUCAAGAACAUGUGCAAGCUGAAGCCCCUUCUUCAGAGAUGGCUGAAUGAGGCAGAGACUUCGGACAAUCCCCAGGAUAUGUACAAGAUUGAGCGAGUAUUUGUUGACACAAGAAAAAGGAAGAGGAGGACCAGUCUGGAGGGAGCUGUGCGUUCUGCUCUGGAGUCUUAUUUCAUCAAGUGUCCCAAGCCCAACACCCAGGAGAUCACGCACAUCUCAGAUGACUUGGGUCUGGAGAGAGAUGUCGUACGGGUGUGGUUCUGCAACCGAAGACAGAAAGGAAAGCGCCUGGCCUUGCCACUAGACGAGGAGUGUGACGGCCAGUACUACGAGCAGAGUCCCUCCCCACUGAACAUGGCCCCCUCCCCCAAUCCUGGUCAGGGCUACCCUGUUCCCAGCUACCCCGGUGCCCCUCCUCCCACGCUCUACAUGCCCCAGCUUCAUCGGCCCGAUGUCCUAAAACAGGCCCUGCACCCCGGACUGGUUGGUCACCUGACUGGAUAAACAUGCUCAGGUAGACCAUGCCAAAACCACAGAUCACCAUUCCAAAGCAUCUUUGUCCAACUCAAGCUAAACACGAGCCUCUAAACUCAGUACAAAGAUCGACCGAUCACAUCGGCGGAUUGUGGGAUGGAAACACUCAAAGUUUGGAGGUUCUUCUGACCACAGCAGUGAGAUGGAAUGAAGUGGUUUCUUGUUUGUUUUGAUGGUGAAACCUGAUGAACAUCGGCAACAACCUCUUACCCCGACCAGCAUCUCCCACAACGGCUUUGACUUAAAAUUAGGAGAAAUUCCAACUGAAUGUGCCUUCUGUUUAUUUUUGUAAUAAUGCAUAGUAAAUUAUUCCAUAGGCUUUAAUGAUAACAGGUUUAGAACAAUGCCAAAGUGAAAUUUUGUGCUACAGUAACAUGGUCCAGUUGAGGAGUGAGUAAAAGAGCCAGGGUAGUCUUUCAGUCCUGUACAGGUUUUCUGUGGUGCAGAUAAGGAAAGAUCUGGGUUAAUCAAAGGAAUCACAAUGUGAGGUUUUUAAACUAAAUUAACCUUCGGCAGUUUGGUCAGUGUUUGUGCAAUACUUGUGUGUCCCAUCCGAGUAGAGCAGCUGCAGUACUCCUCCGCCUUUCAAAGAAAUGGAAAAUUUCUUUUUUUUCCAUCUAUUUUUGCACAAAGUUGCUUCUGUAAUGUUGAAUAUUAUAUCUUUUUUAAAAAUGUGUCCCGUUUGUAUACCAAAUCCAGAUUUUGGCCUUAGGGUUGUUGAUUUUCAUUGACGUCUUUGGCCAAUAUUUUUAGCGUCGUGGCGGUGAGAUUCAAAUGAAUAUUUUGAAGGAAUGUGACUAAUUUGUUACUCAAGUGUUUUAGCUGCUAAUCUGCCAAUUGCACACUGUUAAUGUUUUCUCAGGUGAAUGGCAGUGGGAUAAAGUCUCAUCUGGAUGAAUUGUUAAAUUGUAUUUCAAAACCUGCAUUUUGAUUUUAUUGUAAAGGGUUUUUAUGUUCAUGAAAUGUUGAAUAACACUGGAUACAAAACUUCAA
This is a messenger RNA of Centropristis striata (black sea bass), 2790 nucleotides long. It is a transcript of the gene pou5f3, whose product is annotated as POU domain, class 5, transcription factor 3. Lineage: Eukaryota; Metazoa; Chordata; Actinopteri; Perciformes; Serranidae. The record is from RefSeq and is a predicted model, not a curated record. Gene Ontology annotation, biological process: regulation of transcription by RNA polymerase II. Bases 340 to 1767 code for a protein of 475 amino acids. Gene Ontology annotation, molecular function: DNA-binding transcription factor activity, RNA polymerase II-specific; RNA polymerase II cis-regulatory region sequence-specific DNA binding. The transcript is spliced from 5 exons.